Prunus armeniaca (apricot) is the source of this 1425-nucleotide messenger RNA. NCBI's taxonomy places the organism in Eukaryota, Viridiplantae, Streptophyta, Magnoliopsida, Rosales, Rosaceae. The record is from the annotation of a GenBank genome assembly.
AUGGCGGAGGACGCGCAAGAUAGCGAGAGCCCUGUGAAACAAGUGAAGCAGGAGGCGCACGAUAUCCAGUCCCAGAUUAAGGAUGCUAUGCGCUCACGCGUCCCUUACUUCAAAGAACAAUCCGAUUCUUUGACUUUUGAGGGCGUCCGAAGAUUGUUAGAGAAAGACUUGGGGUUGGAGACAUUUGCAUUGGAUGUCCACAAAAGAUUUGUCAAAGAACACUUGGUGGAGUGCUUAGAAGGUGCUGGUGAUGACAAUACCUCAAAGAGUUCUGGGGAGACUGAUGAAAAAAGUCUAAUUAAAGGGGAAGCAGCAGAAUCUCCUGAAGGGUACAAGUCGAAUAAAGAUGUGAAGGAAACUUGCUCAGAAGAUGAGGAGAAAAUGGAAGACUCUCCUGUAAUGGGCCUUCUAGCAGGGAAUAAAACAGCCAAAUCUGGAACUGAGGAAACUAAAAGCACCAAAAGCAAAAAGGCUCCAAGUGAGACUGUGAUAAAGAAGAUUACUAUGGCUGGACUUCGCAGACUUUUGGAGGAAGAUCUUAAGCUUGAGAAAUAUACUCUUGAUCCCUGUAAGAAGUUUAUCAAUGAGCAUUUAGACAAGGUUCUAGAAUCUCGUGAAAUUUCUGAACCUGCGCCUGUCAAAAAAAAUGUUAAGAAGAGUGUUCAGAGAAAAGCAUCUACCAAGGUCAGAAGCAAUGAGAGUUCUGGCUCUUCGGAUAAUGAAAGUGACGAGGAAGAAGAUGAAGUAAAACCUAGAAACAAAAGUGUUCCAAAAGGAAAGAUGCAGAACUCUAAUGAUCUGAAGAAACGGAAAAGAAUGGCUAAUGAGAGCAAUAUCUCUGGAAAGAAGCGCAUCAAACCUUCUGAAACAGAACCAGAGGACAAAAGUGAUGCAGAAGUCAGUGGCAAUGUCUCUGAAGAUGAUCGGUCUCAGUCAUCUGCGGAAAAACCUGUCAAGAAGAAAGAAGUUUCAACAACUGCAUAUGGGAAACGUGUGGAGCACCUAAGAUCAGUUAUUAAAGCAUGUGGAAUGAGCGUUGCCCCUUCAGUUUACAAGAAAGUCAAGCAGGUGCCUGAGAGCAAACGUGAAGCUCACCUGAUAAAGGAGUUGGAGGAGAUACUCUCUAAAGAAGGAUUAUCUGCACAUCCCACUGAGAAAGAAAUCAAAGAAGUCAAAAAGAAAAAGGAAAGGGCAAAAGAACUUGAAGGCAUUGACAUGAGCAAUAUUGUAACUAGUUCACGUAGAAGGUCCACAACUAGUUUUGUACCUCCACCAAAGCCCAAAAUACCAGUUGAUAGUGAUUCUGAAGAUUCUGAAGAUACAGAUGAUGACAAUGACGAAGAAGUGAAUGAGGUUGAAGACGAGGACAAUGGUAAUAGCGAUAACAACCAUAGUGAUGAGGAUGAUGCUGAUGACAGUGAUUAA